Molecule: messenger RNA, 1212 nt
Organism: Ogataea angusta
Lineage: Eukaryota; Fungi; Ascomycota; Pichiomycetes; Pichiales; Pichiaceae
Exons: 2
Coding region: 1-1212 (403 amino acids)
Source: RefSeq, a predicted model, not a curated record
AUGCCCAGACGAGUGCCAAGAUCACUUGCAUGCUUCAGGGCCAAUGAGCCAACUUUGUACGCUCCAUCGAUGAACUUUAUUAGCCAACCGAGCUGGGUCAAUAGCAAUGAAUACCUGCCUGGCGCGCUCAGGGACUCCUCUGCGGUCCUGCAAGCAGACUGCUCGCUCGAGAGCUACAGGAGCCACAUGUUCACGUCCUCUGCCAACCUGAGCGACUCGCCCUCGUCAAUGGACUUCGCGAACCAACCACACCUGGUGGUCGGCCAGAACAUCAACAACAAUCUCGGCAUUCCGCUCCACUCCAUCAACAAGAUCCCGUCGUACCAGUGGUCGUCCAAAAACGACGACCCGGAACACCACCCGACAAAGACAAAACACAUCCUGAGUGGUCUGGGAGCGGCCGACAGCGUUUCCUCGCUUGGAGCGCACACAAUGGGGGCGUCGUCCCUCAACAGCAAGCUCGUCAGAUUGCCGCUUUUGAACGAGACCACGGACGGCACCAAAUGGUCACUGGCCAACGGACUGCCCUACUACGACAAGGAAUAUGUCGAUAAACAGAUCAGAUACCUGAACCAGAAAAAGGCCAGGACGAUGUCGAACAGAUCGCAGUUUUCCGCACAGAUGAACGAGACCAUCGACGACGUGGAGUAUCUGCACGGCACCGUGAUCCUCAACCAGUUUCUCAACAACAAACGGCUGGUCCGCAACUACCAAUGGCUGAUGUACUUUGCAGACAAACAGGGGGGACGCAAACUGAGCGACAAAAUCGGCUCCUACGACAAUGUAAAGUACAAGUCGGUGCGCAACUUCCAAAAAUCGGUUGAGAGAAAGAUGGCACGCCAGCAACGCGAGGAAAUGGAGCGCAGAAAACGCGAGAUGGAAGGAUUGCCGCCUAUUCCACCUCAAAAUAACGCGGAAUCGGACGAGGACGAACAGGAUGAGGAAGAAGAAGGACCUAGAUUCCAAACGCUGGACAUUCCUGUCAACCUAACCAAGGAGCUGAUUAUCGAGAAAGAACUACCGAUCGACGACAAGGAGUUGAUCGACAACCAGAACAGAUUAUAUGGUAUUCAGAACUCUUAUCAAAUGCUAGAGGAGGCAAGACAAACGGACGGUAUCAUCCACUCGCGCGUCCUGAGACUACGACGGAAACCCAACCCGAAUGCCCUGGGAUAUUCAAAUAUCCGAUGCAAAAAACCACCGUAUGCCUGA